CCACCAUUUUUUUUUAUUCUCGCCACUCCCCUUCGACUAACAAAUAGUAUAUAGUAGUAUACCUACUACUAACUCGUAACUUUUUGUACCUCGCAAAUAGUAAUUGAUAAGGAAAUUCUCUGCUAAAGAUUAACACAGAAUCUCGUGGGUUUUUUAAUAAUUCGUUUGUUCGUUCACGUUCUCACAAGCAAAGUAAGUACAUUUAGCUUACAUAGUUUCUCACACUACUAUUUUUAUUUGAGAAAAUGGCCAGUAGACGCUAUUUUGCUACACCUUUACAUUUUUCAAUUUAUUUUGGUAUUAAAAACCUAACUCAAUAACAUUUAAUAUUAUUAUCAUUUUAGAAUGGCACACGAAGAAGGAGAUCCUGCUGAAAUCGCAAAGUUGACUGGCUUGAACAAAUACUUCAAUAGUAUAACUACCAAGGGACGAGUUAAUGUAAGUGCUUUUAAAAAUUAUUUCUAUUCAAUGUCAAUUCAAGGUCAAAGGUCAAUUGGACCUGUACAAUUCGGUAUUUCUAUUUUAAUUUGAUGAAUUAAGUGCACAUGUUUUUUUUUUUUUACAAUACUGACAUAAAGAAUUAGAAUGAAUGAAAGAAUUAGAAUUAAAAUAUAUUUUAUAUAAACCUAUAAUUUAUUUACUUUAAUUUUAGAUUGUUUAUUGAUUCUAAGUAAAAAAUAUAUAUAUUUUUACAUUUUUAUUUUUUGUAUUGUGUAUAAAAAACUCUUCAAUACCUAGGGAAUUAAAAAUAGGUGGUUAUUUAAAGAAGCAAUUUUCAUUUUUAAAAUACAUUCAAAGAAUUUAUAAACAAAUAAUAAAAAACUAAGGUAUUGUAGCAGUUUUUAUUAAUGGUUUAAUUUACUAAUUGCUAUUAUAUUGUUUUUAGGUUUUAAUCUGAAUAUACUUAACACAUACAAUUAUACAAUUAACUAUAAUAUAGUUUUAUUUAUGUAUAUAAAUAUAAAUAAAUAUACGACAAAGCAAUAAAUUUAGUUAUUUUAUAUUAAUAUAAAGUAAGAAUUUAAUUCUUAUUGAAUGGCAUAAUUUAAAUUUUUUUUAAAAUAUAAUGUUCAUACAAUUUAGUUCUAAUAAUUGUAUAACAUAUUUUUAAGUUAAAAAAAAAAAAAAAUUAGAAUUGAAGAAAAGUUGACUAAGUUACAGCAUAUAAACGUUUUUAUUUUUAUUAAGAAAUUCACAAUUCAAUCAGGAUCAAUUAAAGCAUGUGAUUCAUGUUUUGCUAACAUAACUUGUAUUCUUAUGAAAUCUAAAACUUUAAAUAACUGAACUUGAUCGAUUUUUAAUCAAAAAAUAAUGAAACAAAAACUUGAGCAUUUAUAACACUAAAUUGCAUAAAAUAAUUUUUUUCUACUUUUUGAAUCAACAAAUUUAAAAAACUAUUCAAUAAGAAUUAUCUUAGCAAUUACUUUAAAAACGCACAUUUAAAUAUAUGCAGAGAUACUCUGGGUGAUAAGCACUUUUGAGACAUGCUAUAAAUUUUAAAACUAGAAUUAUUUAUUUUUCUCAAUUCACUAAAUAAUGCAUUAGCCAACCAUAAAAAUAAUCAUAUAAUAUAGUCAUUAUUAAAUAUAGUAGUGUAUAUUAAUUUACUAAUAUAAUAUUUAAAUCGCAGUUCUCUACUUAAUGUUAUUUCAAAAAUGUACUCAAAUAUUAAAAUUUUCCUUUUUUUAAUGUGUAAUACAGUCAAUACAAACUAUUAGGACUUUACACGCUUCCACCAAGAUUCUCCAACCAACUCAUUGAUUAGCCUAUAUCUGAAAUCUUUCUUUACCCUUUCUAACCAUCGCUGAUGACAUCUUCCACUUGAUCGCUUAUUAUUGGACUCCUGGUCAAAACAUUCUGUAUAAGUUUUUCACUGGCACGCCAAACAUGAUCAAUCAUUUGCUUUCAGGAAAGACCUGAUAUCUUCUAUAUCAUUCUUUUUUCAUCUCUCAUUUUCCCCAUUUUGACUUUACAUAAAAUUUGUAAAUUUUGUGUAAACUUUCCUUUCAAAUGUGAGUAGUUUCUCUUUGUCCUCUGUGUUGUGGAACAUAUCUCACAUGCUUAAAUUACUAUCGGGCACAGAAUGGAAAUGUGUACAGUUUAUUAUUUGUUACUUUAAACAAUAAAUUGGACCUAAAAGUUUUCUGUAGUACAAAAUAGCAUCUGUUUCCAGUGUUUAUCCUUGACUUUCCUUAAAAACUUUUUAAUGUCUUUGAACUUCAUUGUUUAGUUUUUUUUGUUGUUGUUGUUUACAGUUAAAACUAUUAAUCAAUGAUAAUGAAUGUUUCUAUGACUACUGAAAAAAUUCAUAAGUUGGUUUUCUAAGUUUAUAAUUACAUGAAUCUGACUAUUACAAUAAAACAGCUAAUCUAAGAAAAAUCAUAAUAAUAACCUUUUUUAUUUAGUAUAAUUUGUACUCUAUAUAAUUUAUGGUAUAUCCAAAUAUUUUCUUGAAAAAUUUUGUUUUAUUAUUUUUUAUAGACAUUAUUCAGCUCUAUAUUUAAAAUCCUGUACAUUUUUAUGCUAAGUGUUAUAGUUUUUUUUUGCUUAAAUUUUAAAAACAACUAAACUACCCCUUCUGCCAUUUUCAAUCCUAAGUCUGCAGCAGAAGAGGUUAAGUAAUGUCUUUCAAAUUUUUUUCAUUGUUUUUAUCCAAACUUUGGUUCAGACCACCCUCACAAAUACUGACAAUAAUAUACAUUAUCUGAUAUUUAAAAUAACAUUUUUUAAAUAUUUAGUAUGCCUCUGCACUAUAGUUAAUUGAUUAUAAUUUUUGGUAGUUGAAACUUUUGUUUAAGUAUGUUUUUUUUUUUUUGAAGUUUUAGCAAAUAUAAACAUUUUAAUAGAUUCACAUUUUUAAAAAUGUAUGUUACAAAAUAAAUAUUUAGAAUAUUUUUAAAAAAAAUCUUAAUAUAAUAACUCUAGUGAAGAGGCACUUAUUAUUUAUUAUUUAAAAUAUAUAUACAGGUAAUUCACUAUAUGUGAUCAUUCUUUUUGGUUAAAUUUUUCAUAUUUUUCUAUUUAUCAAAUUCUGAGUUUUGGCAUUUUUAAGUGUAGUUCAGCAGUUUCUAAACUAUGCACUGCAGUGACUCAAAAAAAUGAUUUGUAAUUUCAUUUUUUAAUUUUUGUUAAUUUCAUAGUGAUCUUAUAAAGCAAAAUGUACUUAGUUGGUUGUUGUAUGUUUAGAAUGCUUAUAUUUUAUUAUAUUCAGUAAAAUUAUAAAAACUGAUCAUCAUUGACAAUUAGUAUUGAUUUUUUUCAUGUAUAUUACUUACAGAAUGUCACCUUGGGUGAAUUUAAUCCAAAAAAGGGCACCGCCGGGAAAAAAGUUUAGAAACCGCUGAUGUAAUUAAAGUCGAUAUUUUCAAAUACUUAGAUUUUUUACAGUAUUUAAAGAGUAUCUUAUGCUAACUUUAGUUUUUUAAAUGAGAACAUAUAUUAAAAAUUCCAUAAAUAAACGGAGUAUUACUUUAAAUACAUUUUGGUGUCAACAUUUUUGAUUUCCAUCAAUCUGUUGGCAAGAUAUUUCACUUUUAAGUUUUGGUAGGGGGAGAGUAGUGAAGCGCUAAUAAAGCAAUACUUUAGCUGCAACUUUUACUUUUUAUUUUCCUGUUAAUAUAAAAUUGUAAACUAAAUUAAAUAAAUCCUGUAUUAUAUUAUAAACUGCAGUAAGUAUUUAAAAUUUAAUAUAUUGUUAUAUUUUUGUUAUAGAUUGUAUGUGCCACUUAUGGAACAAUAGCUGUUGCAUAUGUAUUAUAUAAACUGCGCAGCCCAUCUGCUGCAGUUGAAAAACCAAGCACUUCAUCUUAAAUUUUUUUUUAUUAAUUUUAGAAAUGCAUCUUAGAUUUAGGUUGUAUGUUUUGAUUAUUAUUUAAGAUUUCAUUUUUGUAAAAAAACAAAGUUUAUCAAGGAAUUAUUUUAAAUGCAAUUACUUGUAUGUUUUUUAUAUAGCUUACAGUUUCAAAUUUUAUUAUCUUCAGUUUAAUUUGGAAAAUAAUGUUAUAUUUACAAAAAAAAAAAAUAUACAUGUAUGUACUUGGCAUAAUUAUUAAACUGUGAAACCAAUAAUAGACAUUUAAAAAAAAUACUAUUAACGUUCGUCCAUUUGUUUAUCUCUGGUUAUAACAUAGUCUUCAAAUUUAACCAUGUAAGUUGUACCUUUGUGCCAAUGUGCAGUAACUUUGGCAUUCUAUAAAACAAAUA
Cinara cedri is the source of this 4203-nucleotide messenger RNA. NCBI's taxonomy places the organism in Eukaryota, Metazoa, Arthropoda, Insecta, Hemiptera, Aphididae. The record is from the annotation of a GenBank genome assembly.